ACCGGCUCACCGCAACACGCCUCCCCUCCCCCAGUUCCACUCCGUUUCCCGAGCACACGCAGCAUCAUUCAUUCAUUCACAGCACAGGAGCGCUAGCUAGCUAGCUCCCUUCGCUUCACGUGUCCAUCUCCAUCCCCGGCCACCAACCGUCGCCAACUUGCCAUGGAGAAGACCUAGCCAGCUCGCGCCUUUUGGUCCUUGGGAGUUGGGAGAGAGAUCCUCCGGAGCUGGCCAAGGCAUGGCAUUGGAGGCCGCGGUGCUCUCCCGCGCUGCUGCUGGUCUCUUCGGUCGCUGCGCCAUGGCCGGGGCGGGAGGAGCUUGGAAUGGUCUCUUCGGUGGGAGCGAAGGGCUGGCGGGCUUGGACGGCGGGGACUGGGACGCCGCCGUCGCGGCGGCGUGCUCGUCGAUGCUGCUGCCUCCAGCUGCGUUCCAGGACCUGGAUAUCUCCGCUACUGCGCCGCAGGAGGAGUCCGGAGGUCGCGGCGAGAUGAGCGCGGCCGGCGUGGGUCAGCACGAUGCUGCGCCGGUGACGGCGGCGGCGACGGGGCGGAGGAAGCGGCGGCGGACGAGGACGGCCAAGAACUCGGAGGAGGUGGAGAGCCAGCGGAUGACCCACAUUGCCGUCGAGCGCAACCGCCGCAAGCAGAUGAACGAGUACCUCGCCGCGCUCCGCUCCCUCAUGCCGCCCUCCUACGCGCUAAGGGGUGAUCAGGCGUCUAUCGUCGGAGGUGCGAUCAACUUCGUCAAGGAGCUGGAGCAGCUGCUCCAGACCCUGGAGACGCAGAGGCAGACACGGGAACGCGCGGCCGUCGACGGCGGGGAAGCGCAGCCACCGCUGUUCGCCAACUUCUUCACCUUCCCGCAGUACUCAAUGAGCGUUACCUCGGCACCGGCGCCUCCUCCGGCGAACAACGACGAGGGUGCCGACGGCUGCGCCGAGGCGGAGGCGUCCGGAUCAAAGCCGUCGGCGGUGGCGGACGUGGAGGUGACCAUGGUGGAGAGCCACGCCAACCUGCGGAUGCUGUCCCGGCGGCGGCCGAGGCAGCUGCUGCGGCUGCUGGUGGGGCUGCAGGGACACCGGCUCACGGUGCUGCACCUCAACAUGAGCAGCGCCAGCCACAUGGUGCUCUACUCGCUCAGCCUCAAGGUGGAGGACGAUUGCCAACUUACCUCCGUGGAUGAGAUCGCCACCGCGGCCCAUCAGAUCAUCGAGAAGAUCCAAGAAGAGCAAGACUUCACUUCAGCUUAGAGUAGCAUGCAUCUUACCUUAUAGUAGUAUUAUUAUGCAAUGCGCAACAUUAGUUAUUCUAGCAAGUGAAGUGACUCGUGUGCAAACCAAUAAAGCUCAUCACUGCCUACCAGCUUAGUGCUGAAUCCAUGGAUGAAAAAUAACGAAUUUGUUGAUAAAAUGUGCAUCAGUGGUGUUGCAUGUA
Molecule: messenger RNA, 1433 nt
Organism: Aegilops tauschii subsp. strangulata
Lineage: Eukaryota; Viridiplantae; Streptophyta; Magnoliopsida; Poales; Poaceae
Product: transcription factor bHLH94
Biological process (GO): regulation of transcription by RNA polymerase II
Molecular function (GO): protein dimerization activity; RNA polymerase II cis-regulatory region sequence-specific DNA binding; DNA-binding transcription factor activity, RNA polymerase II-specific
Source: RefSeq, a predicted model, not a curated record